AUGGAGAUGACACUACAAUUGAGCAGAGUGCUACGGCACCAUCCCCGCGCACCCUCUGUCUGCAACGCCUGUCGUAGCUUCAGCUCAGCCCCGGUCUGGUUCUCUGGACACAGCAAGUGGGCAACGAUCAAACAUGACAAGGCCAAGAACGACAAGUCGAAGAGCAAAGAGCGCCAGAUGGUGAGCAAGGAAAUCAGUAAUGCAACUCAAUUAUGGGGUCCCGAUCCGAAAUACAACCCUCGCCUGACCCUGGCGCUGUCAAAAGCAAAGCGCGCCUCCAUUCCCAAGAUCGUCAUCGAAGCAGCAAUCGCGCACGGCCAGGGACUCAGUGUAACGGGACAAGCACUAGAGUCAUUGACGAUUGAAGCAAUUCUGCCCGGAUCCGUGGCUGCAGUGAUCGAGUGCCAGACGGAUCAAAAGGCGCGUGUGCUACAAGACAUUCGACACUCAAUCAAGACAUAUGGAGGUACCGUGACGCCGACUACAUUUUUGUUUGAGAAAAAAGGCCGAGUCACCUUGGAGAAGAAGGACGGCUUGAAUCCGGACGACUACUUGGAUCACGCUAUCGAGGCUGGAGCAACGGAUAUUAUCGCGGAUGAGGAGGGCCGCUUGGUCGUAUUCACCGAUCCAUCUGAAACGAAGAAAGUCGGGGAGAGGUUCUCCGAACUAUCGGGUCUUACGAUUGAGGGGCUGGAGUUCUUCUGGGAUCCGAAUCCAGAUACCUUGGUUGAGGUGCGGGAUGAAGAGCAGGCUGAGAUUACUCGGAAUCUUCUUAGCUCCCUGCGCGAUGAACCGAGCGUACAAGACAUCUACCUGAACACGAUGGACAAGCUGUGA
Penicillium odoratum is the source of this 837-nucleotide messenger RNA. Its product is annotated as post-initiation translation factor DPC29. The record is from RefSeq and is a predicted model, not a curated record. Lineage: Eukaryota; Fungi; Ascomycota; Eurotiomycetes; Eurotiales; Aspergillaceae. Bases 1 to 837 code for a protein of 278 amino acids. Gene Ontology annotation, cellular component: mitochondrion. The transcript has 2 exons.